AAGCUAAGGUUUCAUUUCUGCAAUGGCAGUGGCAAUGACAAUGACAAUGGCAGGGCUGCACCCUAACAAACACUUGUUUCUUCUCAUCCUCUUGGUUGUUACUUCUUUGUGGUUUUCCUACAUUGAGUCGUCCUCUAGAUAUGAUCAAGAAGAGCUGCUGCAAUGGCUGGAUGGAAAAGAUGCUGCUGCUGCUGCUGCUGCUGCUGCUGACGAUGAUGAUGAUGAAAUAAGCAUGAUCCAAGCAAGCCAUUCAUCUCUCAGAACCUGUGAUUUCACCAAAGGAAAAUGGGUGUAUGAUCAAACAUACCCACUCUAUGACGCCACGUGUCCUUAUCUCAGCACCGCCGUCACCUGCCGCAAGAACGGCCGUCCCGAUUCCGACUACGAAAAAUGGAGAUGGAAGCCUGAUGGCUGCACAAUCAGAAGAUUUGAUGCAUUGGAGUUUCUUGGGAAAAUGAGGAGGAAAAGAAUGAUGCUAGUCGGCGAUUCGAUAAUGAGGAACCAAUGGGAGUCCCUUGUUUGCUUGGUUCAGUCAGUCAUCCCGACUGCGCGAAAAACCGUUGUGUACAAUGGUCCUACAAUGGCCUUUCUUGCUUUAGAUUUCGAGAUGUCAAUAGAGUAUUGUUGGGCUCCAUUUUUAGUGGAGUUGAGAAGAGGACGCGAUCGGGAAAGAAUACUAAACCUCGAUUCCAUAGAAGAGAAUGCUAAGUACUGGCGAGGAGUCGAUGUUCUUGUCUUUGAUUCUGCUCAUUGGUGGACUCAUUCGGAUAAAUGGAGCUCGUGGGAUUUAGUGAAAGAGGGCAACAAUUUAUACAGAGACAUAAAUCCAGCAGUUGCAUAUGAGAAAGGGCUGAUGACAUGGGCAAAGUGGAUAGACUUAAAUCUUGAUCCAAGAAGAACUAAAGUCUUCUUCAGAAGCAUGUCUCCAAGCCACAACAGAGAUCAUGGCUGGAAAUGCCACAACCAGAGUGAGCCCUUGGAGCAUCUUAGUCGACCCCGAGUCCCCGAACAGAUACUAAUCCUGCAGAAGGUGUUCAAACGAAUGCAAUUCCCAGUGUACAUUCAGGACAUUACAUCACUUUCAGCUCUCAGACAAGACGGGCAUCCUUCAGUUUACGCUCGAGCAUCGUCAUCUGCCGAAAAGAACAACCAGAAAGUUAAGGGCCACGCUUCCGACUGCAGCCACUGGUGCUUGCCUGGCGUGCCCGAUGCCUGGAACGAAAUGCUGAGCAUAAUGCUCUGAAGCAUCAAGAUCAGAAUAUAUACAUAUGGUUUCGUAAAGUUUACGUGCGAUUUUAUCUAAAAAGUUUCGUCGUUGUUGCUUAGAAUUUGGAGUGAUGUUAGAUGUGGGAAGCUUAAGUGUUUGUAAGAAUGGCUGGCUGGCAUGUCUGCAUGAAUUCAGAAGUGUAAGAAACUGAGGGGCAAGGAUGGAUCUUGUCAGGAGUUCCCAAGAUAUGUCCAGAUAUGGUUUGGUUUUCUUUGA
Andrographis paniculata is the source of this 1483-nucleotide messenger RNA. RefSeq names its product protein trichome birefringence-like 36. NCBI's taxonomy places the organism in Eukaryota, Viridiplantae, Streptophyta, Magnoliopsida, Lamiales, Acanthaceae. Bases 23 to 1243 code for a protein of 406 amino acids. The transcript is spliced from 5 exons. Gene Ontology annotation, molecular function: O-acetyltransferase activity. Gene Ontology annotation, cellular component: Golgi apparatus. The record is from RefSeq and is a predicted model, not a curated record.